GAGAUUCGGGGAGGACGGGUUUCUGAACUCACUCCCAGUCGCAUUGUUCCAAUCCCCGAACUUGAUGAAGAUGACUGGAAACCGGGCUGCCGGCGUUCCUGCACAUCGUACACGUGCAGUCACAGUCGUUUUAUUUUUCUAUCAGGGAAUUACUGUAAUCCUCCAUUAUCGCUGUGUGUGACACUCAAUUUCCUCCAUUAUCACUGUGUGUGUGUGAGAGACACUCAGUUUUCUCCAUUAUCACUGUGUGUGUGAGACACUCAAUUUUCUCCAUUAUCAUUGAGUGUGUGUGUGUGUGUGUGUGUGUGUGAGACACUCAGUUUCCUUGUUCCUCUGUACUGUCAACGAUGCCUCAGCUGAGACCAGCAUCCUUUUCAAAGCUCAGGUGACCUCCAGGCUCCCCCACCAUGUCCAGGCCACAGACUCCAGAGCAGCCUCUGGAUGCCCAGGGAAACUCAUCUCCACACAGGAGGGUUGAAGACUCUGGGGAGGGAACCCAGAAUUCCCACCGAAUGCUGGGCUUCAGUGAUGCACUCCUGUCCAUCAUCGCCACCGUUAUGAUCCUGCCUGUGACCCACACGGAAAUCUCCCCAGAGCAGCAAUUUGACAAAAGCAUACAGAAACUUCUAGCAACUAGAAUCGCUGUCUACCUGAUGACAUUUCUAAUCGUCACAGUGGCUUGGGCAGCACACACUAGAUUGUUCCAGGUUGUUGGGAAAAUAGAUGAUACGCUUGCCUUGCUCAACUUGGCCUGCAUGAUGACCAUCACCCUUCUUCCAUACACAUUUUCUUUAAUGGUGACCUUCCCUGAUGUUCCUCUGGGCAUCUUCUUGUUCUGUGUGUGUGUGAUCACCAUUGGCACUGUACAGGCACUGAUUGUGGGGUAUGCCUUCCACUUCCCACACCUACUGAACCCCAGAAUCCAGUGUUCUGCACACAGGGCCCUGUCCCGGCAGCACAUCCUGCGCCUUGUCCUCCGUGGCCCAGCACUGUGCCUAGUUGCCGCUGUUUUUUCCCUCUUUUUCUACCCUAUGUCAUACCUACUGAUGGUGACCAUCAUCUUCCUCCCCCACGUCAGCAAGGCCACCAGCUGGUGCAAAGUCAGGCUCAUGGGCCGCCAGGAGCCCCCAGCUCGUAGUGUGGAACCUUUCAGUUUUGACCUGCAUGCACCCCUCAGCAAGGAGCGGGUGGAAGCCUUCAGUGACGGUGUCUACGCCAUUGUGGCCACGCUUCUCAUCCUGGACAUCUGUGAGGACAAUGUUCCAGACCCCAAGGACGUGCAGGAGCAGUUCCACGGCAGCCUCGUGGCCGCCCUGGGUGCACACGGGCCACAGUUCCUGGCGUACUUCGGCUCCUUUGCCACGGUGGGUCUGCUCUGGUUUGCCCACCACUCGCUCUUCCUGCACGUCCGCAAGGCCACGCAGGCCAUGGGGCUGCUGAAUACCCUCUCGCUGGCCUUCGUGGGCGGCCUUCCCCUGGCCUAUCAGCAGACUUCGGCCUUCGCCCAGCAGCCCCGCGACGAGCUCGAACGUGUGCGCGUCAGCUGCGCCAUCAUCUUCUUUGCCGGCAUCUUCCAGUUUGCCAUCUGGACAGCGGCCCUGCUACGCCAGGCAGAGACACUGCAGCCUUCAGUGCAGUUUGGUGGACAGGAGCAUGCCUUCAUGUUUGCCAAGCUUGCACUAUACCCCUGCGCCAGUCUGCUGGCCUUUGCUGCCACUUGCUUGCUCAGUCGGUUCAGCACUGCCAUUUUCCACCUCAUGCAGAUCUCAGUACCCUUUGCAUUCCUGCUGCUGCGUCUCCUCAUGCGCCUUGCCUUGGCAGGCCUGCGGGCCCUUCAAGGCCUCCGGCCAGCACACCCUGUGCCCAGCCAGGCAGAGGCUGAGGCUCAGUCCCGGCUCCUGCCUGCCUCCUGCUAGCACCAAGGAGGCUGCUGCUCACCACCAGAAAGAUGGAGCCGAAGAAUGGACUGGCAGGGGACCACUGUGGCCCUGGGGCUACGAUCUUACUUGCUUGGAUAUUCUAUCCAUUGUGAAAUACUAAGGUCUGUUUUAGAGUACAAAAAUUGUUCUACUUUUUGUA
This is a messenger RNA of Dipodomys spectabilis (banner-tailed kangaroo rat), 2079 nucleotides long. RefSeq names its product transmembrane protein 175 (gene Tmem175). The record is from RefSeq and is a predicted model, not a curated record. The transcript is spliced from 11 exons. The coding region runs from base 408 to 1916 and encodes 502 amino acids. NCBI's taxonomy places the organism in Eukaryota, Metazoa, Chordata, Mammalia, Rodentia, Heteromyidae. Gene Ontology annotation, cellular component: lysosome; endosome. Gene Ontology annotation, molecular function: proton channel activity; potassium ion leak channel activity.